Molecule: messenger RNA, 2049 nt
Organism: Corticium candelabrum
Lineage: Eukaryota; Metazoa; Porifera; Homoscleromorpha; Homosclerophorida; Plakinidae
Exons: 2
Coding region: 109-2049 (646 amino acids)
Molecular function (GO): nucleic acid binding; zinc ion binding
Source: RefSeq, a predicted model, not a curated record
AUAUCCGGGGAACAGCAGUUGUGUAGCCGGGUACUGUACUUGUGCAACGGACGUGAGACUGGAAGUCUAACAGAGUAUUACCGUGAGUACACAACACUGGCGACGAGGAUGGUCGAUCAAGAACCACAAGCUAGCAACGGCAGAGCACAGAUAGCAGACGCACCCCGUGGACCACUGCUAGGGAAGCCGAGUCGCUACGUUCCGGGAGGAGAUUGGCCAAGCUAUACGGAACAGAUGGAUUUCUUCUUCGUGGCUAAUGGUGUGUCAAACGCGCAGCACAAGAAAGCAAUCUUGCUGACGAAUGUUCCCACAGAAACAUUCCAAUUGAUCAAGGACCUGUUGGCGCCAACACCACCUAGCGACGGCGGCGUCACAUAUGAACAGAUCGUACAGGUGGUAAAGGACCACGUCAAGCCCGAACAAUCUCCUCUCGUGAGUCGUUAUGAAUUUGACACUAGGGUGCGUAAAUCUACGGAGUCGGUGAGUGAUUUUGUCAAAGUCCUCAGGCACCUAGCAGCAAAGUGCAAAUUCCACGAUGACCAAAGAAAUGAGCGUCUCAGAGACAGAUUCAUAGCGGGUAUCAAAGAUGAUCGGAUGUUGAGGACGCUAUUAGGAGAGACGUUGACGGACCUUACGUUUGACAAAGCCGUACAACGUUGUGUGGCAAUGGAGCAAGCCAGUAGGGAUGUGGAGACGCUCAGAGGAGAGGCAGGACUCCAACCACGACCACACGAAGACACGGUCGGGAUGGCUGAGGUUCAUCAAAUGACAACGGGAUCAACCACAUGUUAUCGAUGCGGAGGAGCACAUGAAGCCAGAGAGUGUCGAUUUAGAACAGCUACAUGUUUUCGUUGUCAAAAACAAGGACAUGUACAAAGGAUGUGCAGGACCAAACCAGGUCCAAGAAAAGAAGUCCAAUCUGACAAGGGACCAAUUCGGAAGGAAAAUAAGAAGAAACCAGCGAUGAAAUGCCUGGAAGCAUGGGAGAAGGAGGAACAUAGUGAGAGUGACAGUGACUUGUACAACUUGUUCAGUCUUGGCAGAAACCACGCCAUGGAGGUACAGGUGCAAAUUGAACGGAAACCCAUUGUCAUGGAAUUAGACACUGGGGCGGCCGUAUCAGUCAUAAGUCAUGAGGAAUACAAGAGGAAACUAAGACAGCAGGUCUCCAUCAAAGAGACAGAUCUGUUGCUGCACACGUAUACUGGAGAGACCGUCAAACCAAUGGGAGUGUGCACAGUGAACGUAGAACAUAAUCACCAGAAACAACAGUUGCCCUUGUAUGUACUACCCGGAAAAGGGCCAGCUCUUUUGGGACGAGAAUGGCUGAAAGCCAUCCGACUGCAAUGGUCACUCCUCCAUCUGAACGCAACUCAAGAACUAGAAGACCUGCUAGCACGACACCCCAAUGUGUUUGGAUUGGGGUUGGGGCGCAUGAAAGGCAUCAAGGCCCGAAUAGCGUUGCGGAGUGACAGCACACCACGUUUUUGGAAGGCAAGACCGGUGGCUUUCGCGAGGAAGAAAGCCGUGGAGCAAGAACUAGAUAGGCUGGAGUCUGAGGACGUGAUAGAACGGGUACAGCACAGCGAGUGGGCGGCGCCAAUAGUUACUCCUGUCAAGAAAGGAGGCAACGUUCGGAUUUGCGGCGAUUUUAAAGUGACCGUUAACCCACAGCUAGAGAUAGACACCUACCCACUCCCUCGAAUUGAGGAGAUUUAUGCAGGCUUGGGAGGAGGGAAACACUUCACAGUCAUCGACCUGAAGCAAGCCUACUUGCAAAUGGAGCUGCAAGAAGACUCCCAGUUGGCAAUGACCAUCAACACCCAUAGGGGCCUGUAUCGGUUCAAGCGCCUACCGUUCGGAGUAGCUUCAGCCCCAGCAAUAUGGCAACGAGCGAUGGAACAAGUUCUGAUGGGAAUACCGGGCACCAGAUGCUACCUGGACGAUAUCAUCAUCACGGGCCACACCCUAGAAGACCACUUGACCAACUUGGAGAUGGUUCUUCAUCGGCUGGAGGAGUAUGGCUUGAAGAAUAUUGUGGCCACAUAA